Molecule: messenger RNA, 3167 nt
Organism: Neoarius graeffei (lesser salmon catfish)
Lineage: Eukaryota; Metazoa; Chordata; Actinopteri; Siluriformes; Ariidae
Gene: axdnd1
Product: axonemal dynein light chain domain containing 1
Exons: 24
Source: RefSeq, a predicted model, not a curated record
UCUACAUAUUACUAUGUAUGUGCAGCAGUGGCUGAGCUUCCUGAAGUAAAAGACAGAUCAUCAGUAAAGGAGGGAGUUCAAAUGCCAGUGCUCUCACUACAAAAUGAGCAAAAUGACUUCAUACCAGAUGAGCUUCUCUCAAAUCUCACCUCAACCAUAUGCCCACAAGACAGAGCCCAGUACAACAAAACCCACAAAUACACAAAGGUUUGUGGAAUACGUGCACCAGAUGUAGUAUGGCACCACAGCACUGGCCGCAAAAAAUACCACUACUUUCUUGACCAGCCCACAUCUGUGACUGGAGCUGGGAGGGAUAUAUCCUUUCUGUGUGACGCUUUGGCAGCUCAGAGGCAGCGAAUCUCCCUCCCACCUGUGCCUAACAGGGCCACCAUUUCUUUGGAUGAUAGUCAGAAGGGUACGAAUGCUACUGAGACGUUAAUCCCAGAGGAAUACCAUAUAAUGACAAAUAAAGGAGUGAAAGCACUGCAGUGUUAUGAUGACAACUUUACAGUUCUGUUAGAGGAUGAGCAAAAGAGACUCAAGAUCUUUCCAUCAAUGAGGCCGAGUGGGCGCCUGGAGGCAGUGCAGCUGAUGAGGGUAAUGGAUGAUAUGCUGGAAAAGGCAGGUGUCAAUCAAGAGUUUGAGGAGGUCAAAGGCGUCUCACAGAUACAGGGUCUGCUGGAGUUGGUGCGGGUGGAGCAGAACAUCUACAACAUUGUGUUUCAUGAGUUAAUUCGGCAGGUGAGCGUGGAGUGUAGAGAGAGGGGCCAGCUACUAGCUAAACUCAGGCACAGGUAUGUGAGUCUGUUGGACCGAAUCCCCCGUCAGCUCAUAAGUCUGCAUACAGAGACCCUGGCACAGAGAGCUCUGGACCGCCGGCUGACCGAAGAGAUCAUCUGCUUCAAGCACUCUAUUUCACAACUUAAUGAAGAGCUAAAUCAGCUGAGGGAGCAUGAUGAGCAUGUGUCCAUGCAGGCUGAAAAGGCCCAGGAGGAACUGGCUAAAGCACUGAAGCAAUCACAGCUUGACUCUGACAUUGUUGGGGAGUACCACAAUCUGUAUGAACUACAGAGGCAAAGGCUGGAGGGGCAAGUAACCGUACUGACUGCAGAGAGGGACUUAUGGAGCAAAGUCACCUACAGUAUUGCUCUCAAGGUUAUUAAGUUAAACAACUUACAACUGGUCAGCAGACUUCAUGUUAGUGAGCAGGCAUGGACCAAAACCGCAGAGCAUUUCACCACUCUCCUGACAGCAAAGGACUCCGAGGACCUGAAACGCAUCAUGCAACUGACAGACCAGUGGAAAGAGCAGCUAAUUGGUUUCAUGGAGAACCUCAGAGAGACUGAAAAAAAACAGUAUGAGAGUAUCAGGUCCAUCCAGCAUGGCCUUGUCAGGUGGCACGAGUUCUGUGAGAGUAACAUCAGGAGCCCUGAUGUAAAAUUUGAAAAAGCUUCAGAGGAGGUGUUGUUUAAUGACUUGAAGCAAUGGUCAAUGGUGUUGAUCGUCCAGUGUGAGCGGUGUGGAGGAGAAGGCCUUCUCUCUAAUAAGGAGACUCUUCACACACUGGGGCAGCUGCACAAUUUGUGGGUGGAGGUGUGUAUGCAGCUGUUCAGAAGACAUCCAUCACUGGAUAGAGAGACUCCUAAGGGCCAGGCGGCCAUGACAGAACUGAGCCAUGCUAUCACUGAGCUCCACACGCAGCUGGAUAUCCGUAUCAAUGGAGAGAGUGGAUCCUCUGUUUUUGCUACUUCAGGAAUUCAUCAACAGUUGAUCACUCUGGCUGGAGUAAUGGACUCCUGGGCUAACAAACUGAAGUCUCUUAUUGGACGGCUUGAAACACUGCAUCACUCUGAUUGGUCAAAGCUGGAGAAGGCCCUAGGAAGUUGGAUAAAUCUGUGUGAGGAGGCCCUGGUAAACAUAGGCAACACUCAGAAAGAGAGUGAAAGGAUAAAGCACAAGCCUCACGUCAAGAUUGAAAUCGAUGAUGUCCUGAACAUGCUGAGGGAGUUUGUCUCCUCUCAAAACAACUUCUUUGACUACACAAACCUGACACUUUAUGAGGCGGUCAGCUCUAUGCACACUCUGCGGACUCGCUGGAUGGUGGAACUGCUGCUACUGAUGGUGCCAGAUCGAUGUGAUGCCCAGGAGUCCCCUCCUCCACCAGGCCCAGAAUUAAAUGUCUUUAAGGAUGUGUCUUUUCAGAAGAUGGAGGAAGAUGCCAGGAAUCUUGCACAGAAACUUAACUACUUGUCCAAAUAUAUUACAAGUUCUUGGCAAGCUAUCGUAGAGGAGAUGAUGCAGAAGAAUAUGACUCAAGAUGACACAGAAAAUGAAAUUUACCAGCUCAACAAGCUUCAGAGGGAGUGUGCAGAGUGGCUAGACGUCUGUGGGAUCCUGCUGUGUGAUUUGAUGGGACGCCCUUUGGAGCUGCAGCUGUCUGGGGAAGCUGUGCCCAAGUUCAUCACUGACCUCUCCUUAUCUGUGGAGAGUGUACCCUCUCCGGCUGGUGAUUAUGCCAAACCAGAGAGGCCAGCAGAAGCCAAGGAAGACGAGAAGGUAGCUAUAAAAGCAGGAGGGAGCCCUUACAGUUCCAAUAAAAAUAAUAAGCAGGCAGAGGAGAGGGAAGAGGAUGUCACAGAGGAUGAAAAGAGCAUGUCAGUCCUGAAGCUUAUUGGCCAUGAUGGUCACAUUAUUGAACAGAUGUUGGGAGAGGAAACUGUGCACAUCACUGGGACCAGUGACCUUGUGGUGCGGCCACGCUCUGAGAAUGCACAGCAGGCUUUUAGUGCACUGGGUACUGUGGAGCUUCUUCAGCAGGAGCUACUAGCUGUGGAGGCUCGUGCUAUCAGUGCUGAGGAGAGGGCUCUGAAGGCAGAGGAAGCACUCCAGGCAGCUUUAGAGAAGAUCCAUGAUUUAGAGAGACAACUACCACAAAGAACCAGUCUAGAAACCAAAGUGAGCAAGUCUGUUUCACCAGUUGCUAAGAAGGAGGCUGCUCCUGAACUGAAAGAGGUGAGCCAGCAGUCCACUCCCAGCCCCAAAUCGACUAAAAGCAGCAAGAAACGCUAAACCAUCAGAAAGCACAUAACUUAGUGGUGUACUCUAGAUGAGCAGAUUUUCUACAUUACAAAAAAACACACUGAAAUGUUUUUCUUUCUUUCUUUUUU